AUGAGCCCGCUCACUGCCGGCAGUAAAAGGCGCUUGGACUCUACGGCCCGUUUGUUGGACCUUCGGGAACUGAUGAAGGCGGAGCCCGACGGUGGAUUAGACUACUACAUUGUUCCUAGUGAAGAUGCUCAUCAAUCUGAGUAUACCGCACCAUCUGAUCGUCGGAGGGAGUGGAUCUCAGGGUUCACCGGGUCUGCUGGUACCUGUAUCGUCUCUCGCAGCGAAGCUCAUGCCUUCACGGACUCUCGUUAUUUCAUCCAAGCAUCUCAAGAGCUCGACAAGAACUGGACUCUUCACAAAGUUGGACUCCCUGGUGUUAAGCCGUGGCAAGAAUGGAUCAAAGACCGUCCUCGAGGCAGUCGCAUCGGCAUCGAUUCGCGGCUUAUCUCUCACGAGGCGGCCACCGCUUUGGCCAGCGCGUUGAAUGCCCGGUAUUCUAAGCUAGUUUUUCCUCGCGUCAACUUAGUGGACAAGUUAUGGAAGACGAGACCACCCAAGCCACAAGGUCAGGUGUUCACCCUUGACCGAAAAUUCGCAGGCAAAACCGCUAGCGAAAAGAUUGAUGAAGUGCGGACAUGGAUCAAAUCGCAGCGGCCACCGCAGCCGCCAGUUAUCGCCAAAAGCGCUGCGCCAACAACACCUAAUGCGAAAUCACCUCCGAAGCAACCGAUGAACCCUGUGGCUGCGUUCCUGUCCAAUCUCUCGUGCAUUGCAUGGCUGCUGAACAUCCGCGGCCACGAUAUCGAGUUCAAUCCUGUCGUGAUGUCCUAUCUUUUCAUCACUACCAAGCAGUCCUUCCUCUUUGUUGACAAGGCAAAGCUUUCCUCCGAAGUUCAGGCCUAUCUCAAAGAGCAGGGUGUAUCCGUUCGUGAAUACGCCGACGUUUGGUCCUUCUUACGUCGCGCGGAAUGGGGUGAUGGGAAAGUUCUUAUCGAUCCUAAGACGCCAUAUGCCGUAUCGUUGAUGCUUACGUCGGCGCGGUACAAGAUCACUCCUUCAUUCGUGGAGGAACGGAAAGCUAUCAAGAACAAAACCGAGCUUCAAGGUAUGAGAAAUGCCUAUAUCCGUGACGGCGCCGCGAUGGUUCGCUGGUUCGCAUGGCUUGAUGAACAGAUCAAAGGCGGUGCAAAGCUCACCGAGUGGGAGGCUGCCGAGGAACUUACCAAGUUCCGCCAAGAAAGUGCCAACUACUGGGGUCUUGCAUAUGAGAAUAUCUCUGCUUCUGGACCCAACGCAGCACUGCCUCAUUACCGCACCACUGAGGAGGACGCUGCGUUCAUUGACCCUACCCUGCCCUACCUCAAUGAUUCUGGUGGCCAGUAUUUCGACGGAACGUGCGACACUACACGAACUGUUCACUUCGGGUUCCCUACGAGUGAGCAGAUGGAAGCGUACACGCGAGUUCUUCAGGGCCAUAUUGCAAUCAAUCAGGCAAUCUUUCCUGAAGGGACCACUGGUGCACAGUUGGAUGUCCUUGCUCGAAAGGCGUUGUGGAAGGAUGGGUUACACGGUACCGGACAUGGCAUUGGUUCGUUUUUGAAUGUCCACGAGGGUCCCAUUGGGUUCAGCAGCCAGAUACCGCUCGUCCCUGGACAUGUGAUUUCCAAUGAGCCCGGCUUCUACAAAGAAGGCGAGUUUGGUAUCAGAAUUGAGUCGGCCUUAACGGUUACCAAAGUCACGACCAAGGGGCAAUUCGGCGGAGACGUCUGGCUCGGGUUUGAGAGGCUGACUCAUGUCCCAAUACAGACUAAAAUGGUAAAAAUGGACCUUUUGACGAAAGAGGAAAAAGCGUGGUUGAAGGAUCACAACGCACAGUGCAGGGCGAGAUUAGCCCCUCUGCUCGGAGAUGAUAAGCGUGCACUGCGGUGGAUCCGGCGGGAGUGCACCAAGUCCGGUCCAUCAUCGGCAGGAGGCAUGACGCUCGAUUGGGAUUAA
Cantharellus anzutake is the source of this 1935-nucleotide messenger RNA. RefSeq names its product peptidase M24, structural domain-containing protein. The transcript is spliced from 14 exons. The record is from RefSeq and is a predicted model, not a curated record. Gene Ontology annotation, molecular function: metalloaminopeptidase activity. Lineage: Eukaryota; Fungi; Basidiomycota; Agaricomycetes; Cantharellales; Hydnaceae. The coding region runs from base 1 to 1935 and encodes 644 amino acids.